AUGGUCGUCCAGCGUUGCCAUUGGCAACCGUCAAAACUAAAAACAGUUUUGGUCAAAUUGUCGACACAUACACGCUCUGGUUGACUCCCAAGAUGCCAUUGUUCAAUAAGAAGUUUGAAGCAAAGCCCAUACCACCACGCAUAAAUCGUUGUAAUAUUGGCUUUCCAACUGUCACUGAGGAUAUAGACAGUUUUCGUCAGAUCUCUUUGAAUUUGGGCAACAAGGAGCUGCGAUUUGCCGAUGGUAUUUGGAUGCAUUCGACGCGCAAGGGCGAUGUCGAUGAAAUGCUGCGUUUGAAUAAAAAGUUUAAGGCAUUGGAAGAGGAGAAUAAUAUGUGUAACCUAAAGAUUGAGGUUAUGUUGGAUCUGCUGGCAGAGCAUGCAACGGAGCUGAAUGAGCUGAAGCCAAAGGACAAGUGAAAGUGCAAGCAAAGUUAAUGAGAAAUCGUAAACACCGGUCAUAUUGAUUGAAGACGGAAUCACAAACAACCUUUAUUUUAUUCAAUAGUAUAAUUCUUACUCAUACUCA
Molecule: messenger RNA, 528 nt
Organism: Drosophila busckii
Lineage: Eukaryota; Metazoa; Arthropoda; Insecta; Diptera; Drosophilidae
Gene: Cby
Product: protein chibby homolog 1
Exons: 2
Coding region: 93-419 (108 amino acids)
Source: RefSeq, a predicted model, not a curated record